AAGUCAGCUGCUUCCACAAAGCAGUGUGUUUCUGUCAGCAAAAGCUCCAUUCAAGUAUUCAAACAUAGCUCUUUGCAGAAAGACAGUUUGGACAAUCUGGAAAGUUAUCUAGUCCGUGCUGGAAACAAUGAUUGGAAUCAUUUUCAAAACGGGAUUGGAUUGACCUUUCCAUCAGAUACUUCUGAAAAUCAGAGAUUGAAUAAUGAAGAACAAAGUGCUAAGCGGAAUCCAUACGAGAGCGGCUCCACUGAGGAGUCGACCCUCUGGAAUGACCAGAGCCCUUCCAAUGGAGACAGCAUUGCUCAGUACCCUGAAUCUGAGAAAACACUUAACCAGGGCUGCAGUGUUCAGAGACGUGUGAGGACUCAGUUUUCAGAGAACCAGUAUGAAUGUUAUAAAUGUGGGGAAGUCUUUCAUCAGAGGUCUAACCUUAUUACACAUGAGAGUAUCCAUUUGGGAGAAAAUCCUGAUGAAUCCAGUCAGUGUGAGAAUGGUCCUCAGCAGUCCUCCAAUAUUGAUGAUGAUCAGAGAAUUCAUGAGGCCAAAAACCCAUUCAGAUAUGCUAAACGUGUUCCCACAUUUAGUCAGUCAUCAAGACUAAGUAGAAACAAGAUGAUCCCUAGUGGAGAGAAAACACCCAUUCUUAAGGGACGUGGUAAAGUCUUUGACUGGCACUCAACCCGAUCUCAGCAUCAGCAAAUGAAUACUGAAGUGAAAUCAUACAAAUGUGAAGAAUGUGGUAAAACCUUUAAGUACUGCUCAUCCCUAAGGAAACAUAGGCAAAUCCAGACUGGAAAGAAACUCUACAAAUGUAAAGAAUGUGGCAAAGUUUUUAAAAUUCACUCAACACUUAUUCAACAUCACAGAAUUCAUACUGGAGAGAAACCUUACAAAUGUAAGAAAUGUGGUAGGUCCUUUAACCAGCUGGAACACCUUACUCGACAUCACAGAAUUCAUACUGGAGAGAAGCCUUACAAAUGUCAAGAAUGUGGCAAGGCCUUUAAGGAGCGCUCACGCCUUGAUCAACAUCACAGAAUUCAUACUGGAGAGAAACCUUACAAAUGUAAGGAAUGUGGUAGGUCCUUUAACCAGCAGGCACACCUUACUCGACAUCACAGAAUUCAUACUGGAGAGAAACCUUACAAAUGUCAAGAAUGUGGCAAGGCCUUUAAAGAGCACUCAUACCUUGAUCUACAUCACAGAAUUCAUACUGCAGAGAAGCCUUACAAAUGUCAAGAAUGUGACAAGGCCUUUUACCAGAGUUCAUUGCUUAGUGCACAUCACCGAAUUCAUACUGGAGAGAAACCUUACAAAUGUAAGGAAUGUGGCAAGGCCUUUAACAAGCGCUCACGACUUACUCGACAGCACAGAGUUCAUACUGGAGAGAGACCUUACAAAUGUCAAGAAUGUGACAAGGCCUUUAAGGGUCACUCAACCCUUAGUAAUCAUCUCAGAUUUCAUACUGGAGAGAAACCUUACAAAUGUCAAGAAUGUGGCAGGGCCUUUCACCGGAGCUCAUUGCUUACUGUGCAUCACAGAAUUCAUACUGGAGAGAAACCUUACAAAUGUAAGGAAUGUGGUAAGGCCUUUAGCUGAACUUCAGCCCUUACUCAACAUCACCGAAUUCAUACUGGAGAGAAGCCUUACCAAUGUCAAGAAUGUGGAAAAGCCUUUAGCCGGCCUUCACAACUUACUCAACGUCACCGAAUUCAUACUGGAGAGAGACCUUACCAAUGUCAAGAGUGUGGCAAGGCCUUUAGCUGGCCUUUUGACCUUACUUGGCAUCACAGAAUUCAUACUGGAGAGAAACCUUAUAAAUGUAAGGAAUGUGGCAAGGCCUUUUCAUUGCACUCAAACCUUCUUAAGCAUCACAGAAUUCAUACUGGAGAGAAACCUUACAAAUGCGAAGAAUGUGGCAAGGCCUUUUACCAGCGCUCACACCUUACUAACCAUCAUAGAAGUCAUAUUGGCAAGAAAGUUUAA
Molecule: messenger RNA, 1983 nt
Organism: Enhydra lutris kenyoni (northern sea otter)
Lineage: Eukaryota; Metazoa; Chordata; Mammalia; Carnivora; Mustelidae
Product: zinc finger protein 420-like
Exons: 1
Biological process (GO): regulation of DNA-templated transcription
Molecular function (GO): DNA-binding transcription factor activity, RNA polymerase II-specific; RNA polymerase II cis-regulatory region sequence-specific DNA binding
Source: RefSeq, a predicted model, not a curated record